AUGUCUCCUCUCGGGUGGAUUUGGUCGGCAUUUUGCCUCCUGCAAGGCUUGGUGGUCAUUUAUUUAAAUUCCUAUAUUGUCUUCAUCCUUUGGAGAAGCCUGACAGAAGAUGGUAAGAGGAAUCCGGUGAACCUCAUCCAGAUGGUCAUGGGAAUAAAUAAAAUUACUAUGCGCUGUUCAUGGAUUAUAAAUGACGUGACAUUUUGGUUACCAGAGAUUUUUGAUUCACCUUGUUACGAUAUCUCAUUUGUAUUUAGGGCCUUCCACAUAUAUUUUAGCUACUGGCUGACGGCCUGGCUCUGUAUCUAUUACUCCAUCUUCAUCACCAACUCCGGCCACCGAUUAUUUCUCUGGAUUAAGAGGAAUCUGUUGGCUUUCCUGAAUCAGGUGCUCUUCCUGACGGGAGUCGGGUCACUGGCCAUAGCUCUUCUUGCAUACAUGUGGAGAUACAAUGUAUUUUUCCUCAGAUAUAAUUCUACAAAUGGGACAACAAUUGAAGAUAUUUCCCUUACUGAUUUAUGUAAGACCAGUGCCAUCAUCCUUGGCUCCUGCCUUCCAUUUAUUGGCAUUGCCAUCUCCCUCGUGGUCUCCCUGUCAUCUCUUCUGAAGCACGUUAACAACCUCAGCCAGACCAGUUUCAACGUUCAGGUCCAUGUUGUCGUCAUAAAAGCAAUGGUCCUGUUCCUCAUUUUAUCACUCUUUUUCUUCGUUUGUUAUGCACUGACUCUCACAAAAGUGUAUAAGAAUGACAAUCCUAUGUAUUUUAUCAUCCAAUCACUAAUGUUGAUCAUCCCAACACUGGAAUCCAUAAUUAUUAUCAAGGCAAGUCCCAAACUGAGGAAGAACUUUCCAAGAUGGUUCUGUUUUAGGGGAACUGGUGACGGUUAA
Molecule: messenger RNA, 888 nt
Organism: Rana temporaria (common frog)
Lineage: Eukaryota; Metazoa; Chordata; Amphibia; Anura; Ranidae
Product: taste receptor type 2 member 41-like
Exons: 1
Coding region: 1-888 (295 amino acids)
Biological process (GO): G protein-coupled receptor signaling pathway; detection of chemical stimulus involved in sensory perception of bitter taste; sensory perception of taste
Cellular component (GO): membrane
Molecular function (GO): bitter taste receptor activity; G protein-coupled receptor activity
Source: RefSeq, a predicted model, not a curated record